UGGCUGGAUCCACGUGACAUGGGUUCUGUAGCUGGUCUUCAGCUGCUGCUCCGGACGUCGUUGAAGCCAUGAGUUCAGAAAAGCCUUUCAUUGGCUGUAAAAUCGGUUUGAUCUCCAGAGCUCAGAAUCGCUACGAGGGGAUUUUGUACACGAUCGACAAGGUCAACUCCACGGUGGUGUUGGCUAAAGUCAGGUGUUUCGGGACGGAGGGGCGACUCAGUGACAGGCCGAGCCCGCCCAAAGAUGACGUCUACGACUACAUCACCUUCCGUGGAAGUGACAUUAAAGACAUCACUCUGUAUGAGGUCCCCGGGCCUCACCUCCAGCACGGACUCCCCCCGGACCCUGCCAUCGUCCAGUCGUCCAUCCCCGGUCUACCCGGAGUCUACUCGGCUCUGAACCCGUUCAGCUCUGUGAGGAUGCCCGGCUACAACCAGCUAGCUGCUAACCCUCUUCUCCAGCAGCAGUACGCUGCGGCCCCGGGCCUUGGACCUGUGAUUCCAGGUUUACACAUGGGAAGACCGCCGAUGGUGGAGAAGGCUGUCCAAACCCUGAACCUGGAGGCGUUCAGGCAGGGACGGAGCUUGAAUGUGUUCCAGGAAGAUCAGCAGCAGCAGCAGCAGCAGCAGUGGCCGAGGAGGAACCUCCCGAGGAGCAGAGCAGAAGUUUCCAAUCCCAGAAGGAUCGCAGAGAGUGUUGUGAAGCUGCGUCCUGUUGCACCCGUCGAACUGCAGGAAACUCGGAGGCAGUACAACGAAAACAGGCCGCCGCCCAGAAGAAGACAAGGUCCUCGGAGACGCGAUCGUAGCAGGGGACAGUUGCUGGUGACCAAAACUCGGUCCAUCACCCUUAGGUUUGACACCGACUUUGAUUUUGAUUCAUCGAAUGCACAGUUCAUCAAGGAGAAGCUGGAGGUGGAAGGUCAAAGGUCAAAUGUGAAAGGUGCGUUAGAGGUGGAGGAGAAGGACGUGUUCACGGAGGUGGACGAUCACUUCAGACCCAGAUGUUACGACAAAACCAAGUCGUUCUUUGACAACUUCUCCUCUGAUAAUAAAUUCAGGUUGACGUGGGCAGAGGAGCGAAAACGCAAUCUGGAAACGUUCGGUGUUCCUGGGCGCUUCCUCCGGGGUCGUGGUUUUAGGGGCAGAUUUACAGGACAGAGGGGGAGGGGCAGAGCUCAGGUGCCUUUGUACAGAGACCGGGGGGGGCCGUGGUGAAGGUCACGUUAGAGCUCAGGCCGAUGAAAACACAACACCUGUUCUGUUCACGUCAUCAGUUAGACCUUUAUUUUGAAAGCGUUUCGUUGUUACGCUGAAUUAUUUUUUGUUUCUUUAUUACUGUAUCACACGUUGUAUUUAUAUGACCUGGACGUAAACCGGACGAACUGAGGUCGGAUGUGAUGAAGUCUGGAAUGGUUGUGUAAAUAAAGUGGGAAAAGUACACAUG
Molecule: messenger RNA, 1446 nt
Organism: Cynoglossus semilaevis (tongue sole)
Lineage: Eukaryota; Metazoa; Chordata; Actinopteri; Pleuronectiformes; Cynoglossidae
Gene: lsm14b
Product: LSM family member 14B
Exons: 8
Coding region: 69-1217 (382 amino acids)
Molecular function (GO): mRNA binding
Source: RefSeq, a predicted model, not a curated record